Molecule: messenger RNA, 279 nt
Organism: Parnassius mnemosyne (clouded apollo)
Lineage: Eukaryota; Metazoa; Arthropoda; Insecta; Lepidoptera; Papilionidae
Source: the annotation of a GenBank genome assembly
AUGGAUCGACGCUUAAAAUCUCGAAUUGAUAAAAUAAUGGAAUUGGCCACUGAAGCAAAAACUGAAGAAAAACAUUGUAAUAGUCAGGAAGAUGGCUACAAAUCAAGAGAAGAGCAAGAAACAAGAAAAACAGUUGAAGGGUCGUGGCACCAGGGUUCAAUAGUUACAGAAACGGUUAUUGAUAAAGAAAAAACUAUAUCUAUCCAGGAAGAAGGAAACAAAUCAACAGGGACGCAAGAAGUAAGAGAACCAGUUGAAGAGAGUCGCGGGACCUUCUAA